This is a messenger RNA of Symbiodinium sp. CCMP2456, 402 nucleotides long. Lineage: Eukaryota; Dinophyceae; Suessiales; Symbiodiniaceae. The record is from the annotation of a GenBank genome assembly.
AUGCAGACUGUGUCACUUCUCUGUGCGUGCGGGUGUCCGUGCACUGCUCAGGUUCAGAUUGGGCCGCCAGAGGGGCUGAUUCGCUUCGCCUUGCCCGGUGGUGACGCGGUCGAAGUCUGCAAGGUUGCCCUUGCCCAGCGGGCGUCCUUCUUCGCUCCUUUGGCUGAUGAGUGUGGAGAGGCCGUUUACAGUCAAAAUGAGCCGCCCUCGGUAUCAGGGUUGCUCCCUCACCGAGUCGUCCCAUUUGUUUUUUUGACUGAUUCGUUCAUCAGUUGCAUUUUAAGCUUUGGGCCAGUGUGCUCAUCCCGCAAGCAAUGUUCACGAAGAUGUCGAUGCACAUUUUCACUCACCGUCCGGGUUGGGUCACUGUGCAUGCCCGCCAAGCAUACGCCCAGCUCCUAG